Chrysoperla carnea is the source of this 4118-nucleotide messenger RNA. RefSeq lists its product as uncharacterized. The record is from RefSeq and is a predicted model, not a curated record. Gene Ontology annotation, biological process: regulation of focal adhesion assembly; positive regulation of stress fiber assembly. Gene Ontology annotation, molecular function: myosin II head/neck binding. NCBI's taxonomy places the organism in Eukaryota, Metazoa, Arthropoda, Insecta, Neuroptera, Chrysopidae. Gene Ontology annotation, cellular component: stress fiber. The transcript has 11 exons. Bases 215 to 3781 code for a protein of 1188 amino acids.
ACAUUCAAUUUUUUUUUUUUUAAAUACCUCACCCCAAAGUGCCAAUAUAAAAUUUCUAAGUGUCUUGAAACGAAACGGGAAAAAAGGUGAAAGUGGUGUUGUGAGUGAAAAGUUUAUUGUGAAAAUCGCAUAUAAUUUCUUCAUCUCGUUGACAAUUCGAGUUGUUUGUUGAUUUCUUGAUUCAGAAAAAUGUAAAUAAAACCACGAGAAAAAUAUGGAGAGACGUUCAAGUACAUUGGAUUUGAAUAGUAAAAAUAACAACACAACUGGUAUCAAUGGUAACAAGGAGGGCACUGAAUAUAUUCCUGCACGAUGUCGGAUAACAAAACCAAAUCCACCGAAACCAGCACAAAAUCCAUUACAAUUUGUUAAAGUUGGACCAUGUGAUUUGUAUCGAUCGGCACAGGAGCAACUCAAAAAAGUUGAAGUUAUUAAGAAAAUUAAACAGGAAUUUAAAGAAGAUGGUGAAGAUUGGCAAGCCAACUUGGAUAAUUGGAAAAGCAGUCGACGAAAGCGUCAAGAACAUAUCAUCGAACGAGUCGUUGAAAUUAGGAAUAUGGAACAAGAGAGUGAUAAAUCGAGACGACGUAGCAAAACAUUUAGUGAAAUGUUGGAAGAUCGGAAUAGUAGACGUAGAAAAUUAAGUAAUCUGGCAUUAUAUUCAGAAGAUGAUGGAAAUGACUUAGCAGAUUUAGGUAUUUCAACUCCAAGUCGAAAGGGGAGUAUUAGUGAAGAAUCAAAUACGACAGAUGAUACACAUAAUAUACGAACUGAUUCAGCAGCUAGUGAUGAUAAUAUGUUAAUGAGUCCCUCAUCAGAGCAAAACCAGAACGAAUCGACAGCUAAUUCGAAUACAAUUGAUGAUUGUAAAACAAAUGGUUUAAUGGCCAAUGAAAAUAGUAAUGAGAAGGCUCAAGAACAAACCGAAGAAUAUACAUACGAAAGUGCUAUACAAGGCUACAAGUCACGAGUCAAACGUCGAAGUUUUCAUCAUACGUCCGACUACCAAACCGAACAUUUGAGUCAAUCAACAUCCAAUAUAAAUAGCACUAAGAACGAAGAUCGACGAUUUUCAUUGUACACAUUACAAUCGUUAAACUCGCAAUCAUCGAACGAUGUUCAUCACAGUUCCACAAAACCAGACCUACCAAAAAUUGAUAUAUCUGAACGAAAACAAUUAUUCGAGACAAAAAGUAAAAUCACGUCCACAAAUCAACAACCGUCCACAAAUUUACCAGACGAAUUAUCACAUUCGAAAAGUAUCAAAGAACGUUUAAAACAUUUAGAAAAAUGUACAGAAGAAUCUUUAAACAUUAAAAAAGCAACCAAAUUAUUGGCUGGCGAUAUAAUGACGGUUCGAGAUCGAUUAUCCAGUCUUGUUUCGCACACUAACGUCGAAAAAAAUAACAAUAUUCUAUCAGUCUGGUCUUCCACAAGUCAAUUAAUUGACAACAAUGGCAAGGCUUUGAGAAAAGCGGAAAUGGAACAACAAACGCGUUCAUUGUGUCACAUGGAUAAAGGACGAAUGUUCCAUUGUUCCUUGGAUAGUUUAGAUAUUCGUGGAAGCGACUCGAAUCAAGAAUCUGGUUGUACAUUGGAACAUGUCCAAAGUUUGGAUGGAUUAGAUUAUUGUGAGAGAAGUAAUUAUCCUCCAUCUGGAUCAUCCACGGAAUUACUUGCGUUAUCCCAAUGUGGAGAUACGGAUCGAGAAGAUAGUGGUAUACAAACCGCAGAUGUGUCUUGCUCAGUAAGUCAAGCGGAUGAUCCGGAUGAUGACUCAGACACAAUGGCAGCUAUUAACACUGUGUGCGUUGACACACACUUGAAUGAGAAUCCGCUUAAGAAAUAUUUAUCAAGUAUUGAGCUUCCACCAAUGCAUCAUCAGCAUCAGACACCUCCCACAUCACCAGAAAUAACUGACGUGGCAAGUACGACCACAACUAAAUCGGAGUCAUCCGUUGUCGAGGAAUUGAUCACAUGCACAAUUAACAAUCUGGAUUUACGUAAUAAAAUUGUGUUUGAUGAACCAAUAGCAGAUCCAUUAGCUCCUCCAAAAAGUGUGGAACCACCAAAAGAAAAACCGCCACCACCACCGAUUGACGAUGAACCCAGUGACGAUGAAUAUUCGAAUUCAACUGAUUACGAAUUGAAACGAUUGAACUCAACAAAACGUAUUAAGAAUGAGAUACGUAAUAAACGAUCAAGUUUCCUUGGAAUUGAAGGUCUAACAGACAUCAAUGACCUGGAAUUAACAGUGUCCAAACCUCCGGAUGCUGCGACUAUUCUCCAAGAGGAACUUCAACUGGAAAAACAAAUGUAUAGACAAUCACAAAAUUUUAAUAAUAAUGAUUUCAUUAAUACGCAUGCGGAAAUCGAAAGUCGUGAUUCGGGUGUCGAACUAGAAUCGAAUCGUUCAAUAUCAGAACAUCAAUUUCAAAGUUCAUCGGAAGUCGAUCCUACAGAGAAUACAAAAACAACGCACAUUACCCACAAUCAUAAUCACGAAGAAGAUGAAAUAUCAAAAAAGGAACGGGAAAUUAUUGAAAAUUUGGAAAAGGAGGAACAAUGGCGUCAUAAUAGCUUUAAUAAUAAAGAUUCGACAUCGACUUCUAGAUCAUCACUUUAUAAUAAUAAUAAUAAUACCAAUAAUCACUUUUCAAUCCAGAGUUCAAAUUCUGGAGAUGAAAAAGAUGAUUCUCGAUAUGGGGACGAUGAGGAUGUGAUCAGAGUUGAGCGUGAAUUGUUGGAAUUAGAGCAAGAAGAAUUAGAAAGACAGCGAGAAGAUUUACUAUACCAAAAUCGUAAAGCAAAUAUUCUAAAUUCGGUAUCGAAGCAUUCAAUUGGCUUACCGGAUGUAUAUUUACGCAAUACUAGUCGUCCCAUUGAGCAUGUGUACAAUAAUUAUCCAAACUAUUAUCAACAAACUUCACCCACAGCAAAUCAAGCAUCAACAAAUUUACCUUUAUCCCCUCCACCAAGACCACCGCCAGCAACAACUGCCUACAGUAAAAUACUUUUACCAAAUACAGUGAAACCCACAUCAACGUCCACGUCAACAAUUCAAGAUGUGAGCCAAACAGGACCAAUGUCUCGGCAUACAUUGCACGCGUUAAGUGCAACACCCAAAUCAAAAUUAAUGAACACGGAUUCAUGGAUACAAUCUCAGCCAAUUAAAAAGUCACCAAUGACGUUGACUUCAACACUAGAUCGUGACAACUAUAAUCAACAUUGGUUGAUCCAAGAGGCUGAGGAACGUCGUUUAAGUGAACGAUCUAGUCGUCUUUCCACUGCCAAUCAAUAUCGAAACGCUGAGAAACAUAUUCCAGAUGCUGUUGUCCAAACUUUAACGCAACGUAUUCAAAAUCGACCGACUGUUCGAGAACGAACUCAUUUACUAAAUAGAAAAGAUUUACCAAUUUCUCGAGGACCACCCAUAACACCACCAAUAUCAUAUGAACGUAGUCGACCCCCACCACCGGUAUCCACAAUGCCCCCACCAAUAAUACCACCACAAGCAACCGAUUAUGAUUUACAUGAUAAAAUGUUAAGUGUUAGCGGUAAAAAGAAAUGCUCCCAUUGUGGGGAUGAAUUAGGACGUGGAGCUGCAAUGAUCAUUGAAAGUUUAUGUUUAUUUUAUCACAUGGAUUGUUUUAAAUGUUGUGUAUGUCAUGUCCAAUUAGGGGAUGGUUUAAUGGGCACCGAUGUUCGAGUACGUAACCAUAAGUUACAUUGUCACAAUUGUUACUCCAGUGAUGACGGUGUUAAGUUUAGUUGUGUUUAAACUUUUUAUCAAAUAUUUAAAUUAUUUUACUGCCAUUAUAAGUACCACUAAUCACCCACUAUCCGCCAUUUUUUACCCUCCAAUAAACACACUUCAAUUUGUCUCACCAAUAAUUUGUGUGAUAUGUGAGCAAAGUAUAACCCAUAGCUUCGUACCAAUUUCAAAUUUUGUUUAAUGUUUCCAGAAAUUUUAUGACUAAAAAUUGAAGGAAAAAAUGACGGUAAAAGGUAUUAGGGUACAUAUAAUUGCACUCUAAUUGUACCAGUCAAAUUACUCCCAAAUUUGGCUUCCCCAAUUAUUAUUUUUUUUUUUUUUGUAUAAUUUAACAAUUUAUUUA